AUGGUUUCGAGCGUCGCCGCGUCCGAUGACUCGCCUCACCUCAAUGGCGACGAACGCGGCGAGAAGCGCAAAGCCGACGGCGACGCGACAAGCGACAAGCAGACUCAUACUCGAUCCAAAAGGAACCGAUACAUCUCAAUCGCCUGCAAUGAAUGUAAGAGGCGGAAAAUCAAGUGCAACGGUCAGACACCCUGCCAGCGAUGCGGCAACCUCUCUCUCGACUGCGUGUACGCACCAAAUUGCUGCACGAAUUCCUUGAAGGACUCCGCCGAGUUCAAACAGAUGCGCGACCACAUCACAGCGCUGCAAGAUCAAGUCAACGAUCUCUACGCAAGCCUGAACGAACUCCGCAGCCGGUCUGAUAUCAGUUACUCCGGGCCCAUUGACCCUCAAUUCACCCAGGAUGCCUCGAAUCGCUCGCUUUCCAUUCCUAUGUCGCGCACCCUUCCUCCACUCAUCUCGCCGAAGCGCCAGUCCUCGAAGCCGCUGCCUCAGUUUCACGGACCGACGAGCACGUUGUAUGGUCUUGACGUGGCGCGAACGUCGCUGCAGACGAUGGGAAUAACGCAGACCCCGAACGAUGACGGACUGUUCUCACGCGAUCGUAGCAGAGCGGCUUCCCCUGUGCCCAUCCCCACCACACCUCAUCCGAGUAAGGAUCCUUUAUGGUUGAUUGACCAUUCCGAGGUCGUCCGCCUAUUGCGCGUAUACGAGGAAGAGAUUGGCAUCCAGUAUCCUGUGGUGAGCAUCGACAAGGUCCUGAACCACGCCAAUUCGCUGUUCAAGUUCAUUCAAGCUUCGCUGAGGGCUGGAUUUGGACAGCCGAAUUUACCGGGUGCAGAUGCUAUUGAUGACGACGAGACCAUUGUGCUGAAGAUGAUACUUGCCAUCACUCUCACCGUCGAAGGUCAUGGGCGAAGUGACUUUGGGCAGCGCUUUUUCGACUCCGCGAAACCCGCGGUUGACAUGCAGCUGGUGACCGCCGUCGACACAAAGUCUGUCAUCUUGGUUGUUUUGACGGCUACAUAUUAUUUCCAAAGGGAUGAAGAAGCACAGGCGUGGCGUUUCAUCGGCAUCGCUGCGCGUAUGUGUGUCGAGAUGGGGCUUCACAGGAAAGAAUCCCUCCUCAAAUCCUUCACAGACGAAGCCGAUUAUCAGCAGACUGUUCGACUAUUCUGGAGUGUAUAUGCUCUCGAUCGACGGUUCAGCUUUGGAACUGGCAUGCCUUUCGCUCUGCAAGAUACCGACAUAGAUCCGGACUUGCCUGAGCCUGACGAAGGCCAUAUCUAUCUCAGGCACAUCACCAAAUACAACCAGAUUGCCACCAAACUGUGGUACCACAAUUUGGCGUACGAGGCAGGCCAGAACACCAAAAAGGAUGAGAUCGGCUUUCUGGACUAUCAAAUUCUGCAAUGGUAUCAACAGCUACCUGAAUCGCUGCAGUUCAACAGCCGAGAUCUUGUAGCGGAGAAUGGGAUCCCUGGACGUGGUAGACGACGACUCCGAUUGUUGAUGUACUUGCGUAAGAAUCAGGCACGGAUAUCCAUCUACCGACCCAUACUACAUUCGGCAACCAGCAUUAUGGAGAACCGACAUUAUGCUCAAAACGUGGUCGACGUCGCAAAGGACACGAUUAAUACGUUGAAUGGAGUCAACCAGAUCUCCGACAUCUACACGACACAGCAGGUCAUGUACAAUUAUUUCCUGGUUCAGGCCCUGGCGGUUCUGUUCCUGUCUGUUGCACAUGCUCCGGCAGUCUUCUGCCCUCAGACUCGGAACGAGUUCUACACAGCGAUCGAGCUGGUCAAGGGGUUUAGCACCAAGUCUCAUGUCGCUAAACGUCUGUGGAGAACUGUCCGUGGCUUGAAAGAGAUGGGCGAUAAGAUUGGUCUAUUGGCACGGAGUAACCAACCGAUCAGCGAGACGGAACAAGACGCACAUUCAGAUGCCGCUGUCGCCAUGGCUGGGCUGGCUGGGCACAAGGUUGAUUACCCGGCAUUUGGAAACCACAAUCCGGGCCAAAAUGGCAACGAACUCGGAGUUAGUCCUGAUGAUGCCUUGCAAAUCACGAAUGAGCUUUCGAAUCUGUUUGAGCUUGCAGGUGGGUAUGGUGCGACAACGCCCGGACCAGAUUCCUUCAAUUUUGUGAGCGGCAAUGGCGAUAUGAAUAUUGGGGAAGGGUUCAAUGCCUUUGGAAACGAGCCCGAGUUGACGAGAAUUAUGAAUGAGUUAUUCUAG
Molecule: messenger RNA, 2238 nt
Organism: Exophiala spinifera
Lineage: Eukaryota; Fungi; Ascomycota; Eurotiomycetes; Chaetothyriales; Herpotrichiellaceae
Exons: 5
Coding region: 1-2238 (745 amino acids)
Biological process (GO): DNA-templated transcription; positive regulation of transcription from RNA polymerase II promoter by galactose
Cellular component (GO): nucleus
Molecular function (GO): DNA-binding transcription factor activity, RNA polymerase II-specific; RNA polymerase II cis-regulatory region sequence-specific DNA binding; zinc ion binding
Source: RefSeq, a predicted model, not a curated record